Molecule: messenger RNA, 1928 nt
Organism: Vitrella brassicaformis
Lineage: Eukaryota; Vitrellaceae
Source: the annotation of a GenBank genome assembly
CUUUGACUGAUUGGCCAGUCCACCGGUCUUAUUAAAGUAAAAGCACUCUUACUCUGGGACUUACCGCCCAGCAGAUCCUCUAUUAUUGAGCUAACUACAGGAAAGGUCCUCACCGGCCUUUUCGCACAAGCUACACGUGUUUGUGCGAGUGCGCUGCGAUUCCGCGCGCGCGCUUGGCUAUGAGCUAGCAUCAAUUUCCUUCCAAACCUCGGUGCAACGUGGCAGGACAAAAUUAAGCUACAAACACGCAGAUAUUCAUGAGUCUUCGACUUGUCCCGCUUUCGCUUUUCUACUCAAGUCUCGAAAACUGUCUGGGGAAGAGGAUCAUGAAGAGGAUGAGACAUGCAUGGAGGUUUAGCCGGGCCCCGCCCACCUCAAGUUGGUGGCCGUGGCCCGGCUGAAUCCACACGCCGAGCUCUACGUAAGUACACACUGUGCAGCUCAUCAAACGCAAAACGCCAGCUCCCAUGUCCCAUUCAAUCGACACAUGCAUGUAUCUGGUGUGCACACGUAGAGAAAAGCAUAUGUAAUCGAUGCAAUGUGUAUCCCCGUAUGCUGAACUGUCUCAUCCUUUUCAUCCGUUUCGUCUUCCACCGGUCCGUCGCCAGUAAACGGCACGUCACUGCGCGCGAAACUCCUCACGACGAACUCCUCGUCCACCGCCUCUUCUCCUCACAACUCAGAAGGCCAAUUUGAAACGCCUCAGCUGACGGAUCUUCAGGCACACAGUCCAACGGCAGCGAUCCACACAUCCUAUGCUGCCCCUGACGGCUGCUCGAGAUGUCGCUGAUUGUCGCUCACGGCGACGUCACCAGCCCCGCCUGUAAGGGCUCGCCAGGCAGGUACAGAUCGGGAGGGCGCCUCAGGCAACCUGGCGGGUCGAGGGUGACGACGAACGAGGGGCUGGGCAGUGCUAUGGGGUCUGAUCAGUACGAUCAAAGAAAGGUUGCACGUCGUCGUUGAAGAGCGCGGCGGUGCAACACAAGCUGCCCGUGUACGAAGAGCGGCGACAGCUCGGCAGCGACUGAACGAAAAGAACAGGCAAAAAUGGGCUCAUGUUGGCGUCAUAGAGAACCCAUCCUCUUGUUCCUCGCUCACUCUGCAUCACACCAGCUGCUGCCUCUUGGCCCGUGGCUGCGAGAAACGCUCUCUCAUCGACACCGCUCAACCAACCACAUCACUCACUGACUAGUUAGCUGGGCGUGAGGGCAGACGUCUGGGGACACACCGAGCCCCGUCAGGCUCGCCACAAGUGAGCAGCGGCUGAGUGAGUUGGUCAUCUGUCUGCCUGACGCGGUUGGGCGUCACUCGGCGCACCAACUGCUGCAGCCACGACCCCAGAGCCGGGACUCGUGCUCUCGACGUUGCGGCACCGCGCUGCCGGGCGAUAGAUGGCUGUCUCUCCUGCGUUGCCGGCACUUUACUGGAGAGGACGGAAUCGGCCUCACGGCGGGCCGACAUAUACUUGUUGAAGUCAUCUGCACACACACUCAUAUAUAUACAUACGCAUGCGUGAAGGCAUAGUGACUUCCCUCCCUCCAUCCCCUUUCGGUGGCCGCGUUCUCACCUUCCUCGAGGUUAAUCAAGUAGACCCCGUGCUGCUGUAUGGCGUCAGGGCGGACCCCAAUCGCUGAACUGGAAAGGUCAAGAAUGAGGAAUGGCACUCCUGGCGAGAUGCCCAGAGCGUUCCGAAAGCGGUCCUUGGAUGCCUCGACAAGCACGCGUUGCUCCUCAUAAGGCAUGCCGUCUCGGUACUUGGCGUGGGUCUUGGAGAGGGGCAGACGAUAGACGUCGCUUCUCCUCACAGGUCGCCAGACGACCUUGUCCCCCGACUCAACAUCGCCGCGUUUCCCAACAAACAGAGCCACAUCGAUGAAGCCUGGCUUCUCGGGAGGAUAUAUAUCAUCUGACUCGAGCAGUGCCGGCAU